ACCUUGCAGUCAGCAACCAAUGCAUCCCCAACCCCCCUAUGCACAGACAAAGCGCUACAAAACGUCAGUCAACACCCGUCAGCCGGCCAGCUCUUCACGUCAGGCCCAGCGAGACGAACGCGUCGUCAUCCAUGUACCCCAGCUGCUGCCAAUGAAACUGGCAGUCGGCGUCGCCGAGGUGGGUGUUGAAGUCCUUCUCCACACCAGUUACGCCGUGUCGGUCCGCCUCAUCCAACCGUGCCCUGUGGACCACUUCGCGCAGCCCCAGCAGCCGGUGCUGCCCAUCGUGCUGCCGCCUCACGGCGAAACACUGCAGCGGCACUCUGACCGUCCUGCCGCCCACAUUGGCCACCACGCCCACCACCUCCUGAUUGCUGUUGGCCCUCAGUGCGGAACGAACGAAAUGCUCCGCUGCCGCAUGCACACGAUCCGCCAUGUCGGUGUGCCGCAAGCCGAUGCCCUCUCUGAUAGCCCUCAUGGCGUUGUCCAUGUCGAAGAGGUAUGAUGCAAUACGCCAGGCAAAGACAUCCAAUGGGCGGACGGCGAGCAAAGGGGUGAGCAAGGCAGCGAGUGACCGUUGGGGGCCGAGGGCCCGGUUGACAGCUGCCAUGGUCACAUUCCGUAGCUCGUUGAGCACCGCAGUGUACUCGGUCAGAAUCAGCUGCCGCUUGUGGCGCUCAACGAGGCUGGCUGUAGGCAUUAGGCUGAUGUCGGCGCCCGCUUUCAGUAAUGAAUGGAUAGUCGUCUUGAUCAUGGAACUUCGCUGAUCAUCCUCUAGAUGCAAGUUGGCUGCCUGGAGUUGCUGGGACCGUUGGACGAGCGCGUCGGCAGCACAGACGAGGGGUGGGUCAGCAAAGAUGGGCGUACCGUUGAUGCUGCCGGUCUGUGCUCGACUGUUGAUCUCGGCAGCGGGCAGCUUGCGACACAGGUAGUCGGCCACAAUGGGAGAGCCAAACUCGAUCGCCCGGUCUAGUGGCUUUUGCCGGAGUUGGUCAUAUGCUGCGAUAUCGGCGCCGUGCUGGGUGAUGAGGUCAAGGUAGCUGUUGAUAAAGGACGAUGCACAGUGCCCCUGUGCGUACUGGGCUGCCAUGUGCACUAAGUUGCCCAACAUGCUAUCCCCGUCUUGUUCGGUUGCGAGUGUGGCGUCAUAAUGGACGAGGGUGCGAUACAUGCUCAGCAGAACCUCCUGAUACUCGGGGAGAAGGGGACGCAGCAUACGAGGCAGCUCCAACACAACGAACAUGUCGACCCGGAUGCUACUCUGUCGCAUCAGCAGCUCGAAUGCCGGCUGGUUGAUCGAUGCGAUGGCCACUCGGAGGGGCCUCCGCCGAAAAGUGUGUGGCCAUUCGGAUGGGAUAUCCGGAUGUUGAUAGCGCGGGAUGCCCCAAGAUAAACGGCUGCCUCCCGUCAGAUCCGCCCCUCCGUCGAUUACUGCGGUGAUCAUGCCUUCCUCCAGACCGUCGGGCCACAGCGGCAAAGCGACGGGACAGCCACGGUAGUUAUCAUGGGUUUGUGCCUGGACGGUCGGGAUAGUGUGGUCUGACUUGUUGUCGAUCACGAGAGACAGCAACGGGUAUAUGAUGCCCUCUGUGCUGCUGGUGCUGCUGCCCUUCUUCCGCAGCCGAAUCAUGACACAAGGGUCGGCGCCCUCCUGCUCGUGGCGGAUGAGGUCGGUUGCUUCCUGGACGUCGGUGAUGGUGCGACUAAUGAGGCCCACGGCUAGCUGCUUAGUGGCGUCGUUGGUGCCCUCGGGGAAUCGAGCCUCAAUGUCGUCAGCUCCCAGCCAGCCCUCAGGCACAGCAACUGCAGUGGCCGAGGGAGGAAUCGCCACGCCUGCAGCGCAGGGCCCACACACCAUGUGACGCACAUAGCGGAUCCGCGUGUGUGUCCGGCGUACCGUGCUCCUCAUAUUCGGGCGUCCAGGCGAGAUGUUCGUCGUACCAGUCACUCUGCGACAUACGGUACUCCGCCCAGUCAGCCCGAGACCAGCAAUCACUGAUAUCGGAGUCCUGCGUACGAGAGCAAUGAGGAGGGCAGAAACGAGAUGUAAUCACAUGGAAUCGAUGGUAAGUUGACGAAUCAGCGCCUCACCGAUUGGUACUCAGCUGCCUCAGGAGAUGAGACCACAUCUGGACUCCUCACAGGAACCUCCUGCUGAUCAGCUAUCUCGUGCUGCUGCUCGCCUAAUAUGGAGUCACUCCUAUCAGCAUUGUGGGGCAGCGAUGCGCCGUUUGACGUUGCAGUGAUGCCAAUCGAUGCAGGAAUGCCAGCAGGGGGAGACGGUAGGAUGGUGGGUCCUCGUGUGGGUGUGGGCUGGGCGUCAGUGGGAGCCGCACGCUGCUGCAACUGCUGCUGCUGCUGUUGGUGUGUCUGGGUGGGUGGCCUCCGCUGCUGCACAUCGCCAGGAGCACGCGAGAAAGCCCGUCCAGCCACACAGACACAGGGAGGGUCGCUGGCUGCACGGGGCGCCUGAAUACACACCCACAUCCACGCGGGAUAUCAUGACGACUGCUUUCUCUCCCUCUCUCUCUGUCUCUACGUGUAUAUGCACCUGGUCGAGGACGUCCCCAUGUUGAAUGUGGUAGUUGUCAGCCGUAUUAUCCCUGCCGCCGCGCCCGUCGUUGGCAUACUCCUCACGCAUCUCCCUUUCUCCAUACACAUUGCGGCCCGCACCAGGCCGACCCUCACCCAGACGCCGAUUCCCCUCUUCCCCCCUCUCGCGCACCACACGCCCGCAGCCAUUGCCAUUGCCGUAGCCGUCCUCCACAUCGCGACGACGAUACGCGGUCCGCUGCUCGUCGUCCUGACCACGAUACACCGUCGGCUGCUCACGCUCACGCCGGUCGCCAUUCUCAGACAUGUACACGGCGUCUCGGUUUGCGCGGGCGUGUCUGUUGUCGGGGCUGUUAUGGCGGUGUUGGGGUGGCUGGCUGUGGUGGUCCAUGUAGGUGUCGAGUUCGUCAUCGGUGUGUGCGGGAUCAAUUGUGUGCUGGUGCUGCUGCCGGUCUUGGGGGUGAGGGGGAUCUGAGAGAAGGGUGAAGGGCAUGUGCAUAUCACAUGUGUUUGCAUACAGACGUGUGCCGUGUGUGUUGUGUGUGCCUGUGUGCUGCCCACCUGCUGCGCGCGCGACGCGGUGGCGCGGGCCGAUAUGACAUCGGAUGUCACUCGAAAACUCCCCUGAAAACACGACAACCAGCACCAAUCAGGACGGCAUAAGCUCUUUCCCUCUUUCCCUCUCUCCCUCCCUCCCUCCCUUGCUUACCGAACCAGCCCUGCCACUUCCGCAAGCACUGCACCUGCGCCCUUGUGGCCGUCGAGUUGGGGUUCUCGAUCAUGCUGGCCGUCACCAUGUCCGACAGCACGUCCAGCACCACCGACGAGAUGCCUACCAGCAUCCGCCCCUCGUGAUGCGUGAAGUCGCGAAUGUCCGGGCACUCCUCCACCCACUGCCUCAAAUGGUUCAUCAGCAGGAUGCACGAAUGAAAGUCUGGCCGGCUGAGCUUCACUGCGUCGGUGAGCCGGUCCUCGUGUGCGGGAAUGCUUGAGAUGGGCGGGCCGAAAUCGCCGGGCCGGUUGGCUGUCGUUGGACGGCGGUGGUGGUGGCUGCGCCUGGGUGCCUCGGGGACGGUGUCGCGGUCAAGCUCUGGGUCACCUGGUAUUCGAAACAUGCAUGCACGUGUGUGUUUCUGUGCGUGUGUUCGGUGUGUGCAUGCGCGGGUCUCACGUGAGUGUCGGGUAUCGCGGUGUCGCUUUCGCGAUCGGUCUCGCUCGUCGUCGAAGCCAGAACGCCCCCCUGUGCACACAGAGGCAACAGAUACAACGACAGGCACACAUGCACCCAGAUCUAUUUCCCUUGCUUCAUCUUCUUUGCUCACUCACCUCUUCGCACGCCGGCUUCGCGUCUGUGCACCUCCGGGCUCCCAGCCACCUCAUCACAGCCGUUCUCCACACCUGUGCCAUCUACAUCGUCGCGGCGGUGGCGUAUGUGGCUGUUCGCAUGCACGUCGGACCGCGAGUCGUCGUAGCGCUGUGAGCUAUGCAUCCUCUCCUCCGCCACGGCAAUUUUUUCCGCGCGGGACGGACAGAAGAGAUCACAGACGAACUUCAAGAAGGUACUUCAAGAAGGGAGAGAAUGGGGGGUGGACCAUGGGGAAUGGACACUGAAAGAGUACGUCGCUCGCUCAGCACAGCGAAACUCAUCAUCACAGAACCAAAUGCGCGUAUCCUGCG
Molecule: messenger RNA, 4230 nt
Organism: Vitrella brassicaformis
Lineage: Eukaryota; Vitrellaceae
Source: the annotation of a GenBank genome assembly